This is a messenger RNA of Anolis carolinensis (green anole), 2822 nucleotides long. RefSeq names its product TNF receptor associated factor 4 (gene traf4). Bases 334 to 1746 code for a protein of 470 amino acids. Lineage: Eukaryota; Metazoa; Chordata; Lepidosauria; Squamata; Anolidae. The record is from RefSeq and is a predicted model, not a curated record. Gene Ontology annotation, molecular function: zinc ion binding; protein binding. The transcript is spliced from 7 exons. Gene Ontology annotation, biological process: activation of NF-kappaB-inducing kinase activity; positive regulation of JNK cascade; regulation of apoptotic process.
UAAUUUAAUAAUAUGAUAUAAUAAUAACAUAAUAGUAAUAUAAUAAUAAUAUAAAAUAAUAAUAAUGGUCUAUUCCUCUCUUUUGACAUCUUAAAACUACAGCUCCCACAAUCCCCUAGUCCACUGUCCUUCCUUCCUUCCUUCCUUUCCCACAAUGCCCCUUCUCUUAAGCCGGGAGCAGAGGCGCCUUGGAGGCGAGGUCAGUUGGCAACCUCCAGGGGGCGUGGCUUGCCUUCGUUUCCCGGCGGGCGGCGCUAGGGCCUGGCGAGGGCGGCGUGGGUCGGGCGCGUCUCCCGCGGCCUCGGCCUCCUGGUCGUGCAUUCGGGCUCCGCCAUGCCGGGCUUCGACUACAAGUUCCUGGAGAAGCCCAAGCGGCGCCUCCUCUGCCCGCUCUGCGCCAAGGCCAUGCGGGAGCCCGUGCGCGUCUCCACCUGCGGGCACCGCUUUUGCGACACCUGCCUCCAGGAAUUCCUCAGCGAAGGCGUCUUCAAGUGUCCCGAAGACCAAUUACCCCUGGACUAUGCCAAGAUCUAUCCGGACCCCGAUCUGGAGGCGCAGGUCCUCAACCUGACCAUCCGUUGCAUCCACAGCGAAGAGGGCUGCCGUUGGAGCGGAACCAUCCGCCACUUGCAGGCCCACCUGGGCACCUGCAGCUUCAACGUGGUGCCGUGCCCCAACCGCUGCGGAGUCAAGCUCAGCCGCCGGGACCUCCCGCCUCACCUCCAGCACGACUGCCCACAGCGGCACCUCAAGUGCGAGUUUUGCGGGGCCGACUUCACCGGAGAGGCCUACGAGAACCACCAAGGCCUGUGUCCCCAGGAGAGCAGCUACUGCGAGAACAAGUGUGGGGCCCGCAUGAUGCGCCGGCUGCUGUCCCAGCACAUGGCGGCCGAGUGCCCCAAGCGCACCCAGGCCUGCUCCUACUGCGCCAAGGAGUUCCUCUUCGACACCAUCCAGAGCCACGAAUACCAGUGUCCCCGCUACCCGGUGCCCUGCCCCAACCAGUGCGGGGUGCCCAGCGUCGCCAGGGAGGACCUGGGGGGCCACCUGAAGGAGAGCUGCACCACCGCCCUGGCCCUCUGCCCCUUCAAGGAGGCCGGAUGCAAGCACCGGUGCCCCAAGCUCUCCAUGGGCCGCCACCUGGACGAGAGCACCAAGCUGCACCUGGGGAUGAUGGGCGCCCUGGUGGCACGGCAGCGUCAGGAGCUGGCGGAGCUGCGCCGCGAGGUGGAGGAGCUGGCGCUGGGCAGCGAGGGCGUGCUGAUCUGGAAGAUCUCGGACUAUGCCCGGAAGCUGCAGGAGGCCAAGGCCCGGAGCAACUACGAGUCCUUCAGCCCGCCCUUCUACACCCACCGCUACGGCUACAAGCUCCAGGUCUCGGCCUUCCUCAACGGGAACGGGAGCGGCGAGGGCAGCCACCUCUCGGUCUACAUCCGGGUGCUCCCGGGGCAGUACGACAACUUGCUCGAGUGGCCCUUCGCCUUCCGGGUCACCUUCUCGCUCCUGGACCAGAGCGACCCCUCCCUCUCCAAGCCGCAGCACAUCACCGAGACCUUCCUGCCGGACCCCAACUGGAAGAACUUCCAGAAGCCCGGCUCGGGGCGCGCCUCCCUGGACGAGAGCCUCCUGGGCUUCGGGUACCCCAAGUUCAUCUCCCACGAGGACAUCAAGAAGCGGAACUACGUGCGGGACAACGCCGUCUUCAUCAAGGCCUCGGUGGAGAUCCCGCAGAAGAUCCUGGCCUGAGUGGCCGAGGACAACACAGACUCCAGGUCCAGAUUUCAAACAUAAUAACGUAAUAUUCUCGCUCAAAAUUAACCGAGAUUCUCGCUCGUAAAUAAUAGAGAUUCUCAGAAAUAGCAGCGAUAGUUGAUUAUAAAUAACCGUAGCGGAGGUUCCCGCUCGUAAUUAACGGAGAUUCUCACUCGGAAUUAACAGAAACUUGCUCGGAAUUAACAGAACGUUCUCGCUCAUAAACGGCCAAGAUUCUUACUCUGGGGUAUUUCGGAGAUUCUCGCUCAGAAUUAACACAGACUCUGGCUCGGAAUUAACGAACGUUCUCGCUCAUAAAUGGCCAAGAUUCUUACUCUGGGAUAUUUCGGAGAUUCUCGCUCAGAAUUAACAGAAACUUGCUCGGAAUUAACAGAACGUUCUCGCUCAUAAAUGGCCAAGAUUCUUACUCUGGGAUAUUUCGGAGAUUCUCGCUCAGAAUUAACACAGACUCUGGCUCGGAAUUAACGAACGUUCCCGCUCAUAAAUGACCAAGAUUCUUACUCUGGGAUAUUCCUCUCCCGACAAAUGGUGCUAACUUUGACAAUGACCCCCAUUUCCGAGACCACCUCCCAUAGAGCAGCUGGACUGCCACUGCGACAACCCUCAUCCCCUGGGAAGGAGAAAGGCUUCCGAGCUGUGCACGGAGAGGAAAUCCACUCCGGACUCCAUGGCUUUGUGAUCACUUUCCGGAUGGAGUAGGAGGCCCACAUCUAUGGGAAAAAUCCCGCAUCAUGGAACAUACAUAUCUCGGUUUUUUGGGACUACACUCCCCAGAGUCCCCGGCCCCCUUUGCCUUCCAAAACCUCAUUGCCUCUAAAUUUCAACAUCCCCUCCUGGUGCCUAACGUUGUUUUGGACCGAAAUAUCCCGACCCUUUUUCCCGCGAACGAGGCCGUUCUGUCUUUUUGUCCAAAGAGCCAUAUUUUGUAAUCCCCGGAGCCUCUGUUUCAUCCCGUAAUGGUUCUGAUUCCCGUUCUGUCUCCCUUUGUCUACGUUUCUCCUUGUCCUGUUUUUUUGUAAUUAAAUAAAACCGUUUCUUGUAUUUAUUAA